AUGCAAUAAAUUCUCCCAUACUUAGAUUAAUUUAACAAUAAGUUAGGCUUCAAAUAAUUAGAUUAAAAGAAAGAGCUUUAAAUUAUAACUUAAAAAACAGGUUUAUUACCGAGUUAGGCUGUAUUAUUAGUAAUCACACUAUUACUUUCUUUAGUUGCUUUAAAUAUAGGAUCUUUAUUGAUUUCUAACUUAUUCGGGCUAUUAUAUCCUGCCUAUAAAUCAUUCAAGGUUUUGGAAAGUAAUGCAAAUUAUGAUGAUAAAUAAUGGCUAACAUAUUGGGUAGUUUUCAGCUGCCUCACUGUUUUUGACAAUUUAUUACAGAGUUUAUUAUUCUUCUUACCCUUUUAUUAUUUGUUGAAAUUAUUCUUGUUUGUUUUUUUGUUUCACCCUUAAACCUUAGGAGCUACUUUACUAUAUGAAUAAGCUUUAAAACCAUUUUUAUUUAAAUACUAAUCUAAAAUAAAUUAAAAAUUAGAUUAAUUGAACUCAUUUGAAGGUUAAUAAUUUGUUUCAGAAAAAUCUUUCGAAACAUUUGGAAGAUCUAAUUGA
Ichthyophthirius multifiliis is the source of this 549-nucleotide messenger RNA. RefSeq names its product TB2 HVA22 family protein, putative. The record is from RefSeq and is a predicted model, not a curated record. Lineage: Eukaryota; Ciliophora; Oligohymenophorea; Hymenostomatida. The transcript has a single exon.